This is a messenger RNA of Spodoptera frugiperda (fall armyworm), 916 nucleotides long. Its product is annotated as PSME3-interacting protein. The record is from RefSeq and is a predicted model, not a curated record. The coding region runs from base 93 to 839 and encodes 248 amino acids. Gene Ontology annotation, cellular component: nucleus. The transcript has 7 exons. NCBI's taxonomy places the organism in Eukaryota, Metazoa, Arthropoda, Insecta, Lepidoptera, Noctuidae.
CAAAAUCAAAUUUACUGAAAAAAGUUAGGUUAUUAGAAAAAAGUGUGUGAGGUGCAGUGUUUUUUAUCGAGAUAAUAUUAUUUUAAUUAAAAAUGAGUUCUGGAUUUAUAUCCGAAAGUGAAAUAUUGGAAGCGAGGAGGCGAAGGCAAGAGGAAUGGGAAAAAGUACGUACAGCAGACCAGCCGGAAGAGGCGCCAGAAGAGCCUUAUGACACGCGGCCGCUGUACCAGCGCUUGGAAGAGCAGCGACUGAAGAAGGAGGCUGAAUACGAAGAGGCACAUAAGCUCAAAAACAUGAUCCGCGGCCUUGAUGAUGAUGAGGUCGGAUUCCUGGACCUGGUGGAACGCUCAAAGGCUAAGGCUGCCCAACAGAUCUCCAUUGAGGAGCAGAGAGAAAUGCAGGAGUUCAGGGAGCGGGUCUCCAACCUAGCAGAGAGUGAGGAGUUGACUCGACUGCGCGCUCAGCUCGCGCCGGCGCGCAACACACAGACCACCUCGCAAGGCCAAAACACACAGAAGAAUAAACUGCAAGGGGUGGUGGUAAGAAAACGCAAGGCGAGUGAGCUAGAUGGCGAGAAGCAGGACAAAGACUCGCCGCCGCCGAAGUCCAACGGAAUUGUAACUAAUACUAACGAUUCGCAGAACGGCAACGCUACGGGCACUGAAGACUGCGUACUACGCUGUGUGGGCGUACUGCCGGGGCUCGGACACUACGACACUGACUCCACCUCCGAUACUGAUGACUCCAGUGAUCAUGAUUCUAACGACAAAUGCUGCGCCAAGCGCGACAUGCUGGGUCGCCGGCACGAGGACAAGUCGAGGAAAGACGACAAGAGCUAGACAACGUCCUGUAUGAACUCUCCUCUAUGUUAUGUGAUGUAAUCUAAGUUAUCGAUAGUACAUAUAAUUUUAACAAU